AUGCACAAGACUCAAGAACUUCAACCCACUUUUACUACAGUCGAAGUAGCUGGUCAAUACGUUGACAGUUAUAACUUUUUUGUCACGUGGUUUAUUCCUCGCUUUAUUAGGCCAUUUCUCUUUCGAUUGGGUUUCGUUAGGAGAGAUCGAAAGUCUUUGACUAAGGAAAUUCGUACCGGCCCCAGAUACAUUUUUUGCUAUCAUCCUCAUGGAGUCAUUGCUUUCGGAAUUACAGGAGCAUUUGUCGGUGAGGGACUUGAAAUCAAUAAGUUUUUUCCCGGAAUUCAUUGCUUUCUAUUAACGUUGGUCAACCAGUUCAUGUUACCCUUUUAUCGUGAUUAUAUUAUGGCUCUUGGUGUAGGUCUGGUUACACGUAAAGGUAUUUCUGCUCUUCUUGGCCAAGAUCAAAGUGUGAGUAUAGUCAUCGGUGGAGCCUCUGAAAGCUUGCUGGCCAGGCCCGGUCUGAAUUCUAUAGUUCUUAAUCGCAGAAAGGGAUUUAUAAAGAUGGCUUUGAAGAUGGCCGGAAUCAGCAAUUCCAGUAUUAUCAAGCCAGGCGAAAACGAUCUUUGUCUUGUUCCCUCAUAUGGCUUCGGUGAAAAUGAUAUUUAUAGUGUCUACUACACCAAGGAAGGUGAAGAUAAGCUCGAUCCUUCAGAGAAAUUACCCAAGAGACUUUUGAGAUACGUACAGAACUGGCUCAAGAAGAAUUUGGGUUUUACUCUGCCCAUCAUCACUUCUCGUGGUAUCUUUAACUACGAUUUUGGUCUAUUACCUUACAGAAGGCCUAUUAAUAUCGUCUUUGGAAAGCCAAUUCCCAUUAAGAGGCUUUAUGGAAAUAAGCCCGGUGAUCCUGUCUCAUCUCAAGAAAUUCAGUAUUAUCAUCAGUUGUAUACGGAUGCUUUGAAGCG
This is a messenger RNA of Brettanomyces nanus, 908 nucleotides long. RefSeq lists its product as uncharacterized. The record is from RefSeq and is a predicted model, not a curated record. Gene Ontology annotation, biological process: triglyceride biosynthetic process. The transcript has a single exon. Lineage: Eukaryota; Fungi; Ascomycota; Pichiomycetes; Pichiales; Pichiaceae. Gene Ontology annotation, molecular function: diacylglycerol O-acyltransferase activity. The annotation marks the transcript as partial. Gene Ontology annotation, cellular component: endoplasmic reticulum membrane.